This is a messenger RNA of Miscanthus lutarioriparius, 480 nucleotides long. NCBI's taxonomy places the organism in Eukaryota, Viridiplantae, Streptophyta, Magnoliopsida, Poales, Poaceae. The record is from the annotation of a GenBank genome assembly.
AUGCCGCUCAAGCUCGCCAUGAUCGUCCUCCCUCCGUUGAUGGUAACUAUCGUGGUGCUGUCCCUGGUUGGCGCCUCUUGGGACGUCAUGGCCCGCGUCACCGUCCUCCUGGUCGCCUUCCUCGUCGUCAUCGGACUAUGCGACCGCAUGAGGCAACAACCAGCUGCUGAGUCCAUGGCCGCUCCUCCACAGGAGUCGUCGGCCCUAGGGCUUGGCGCGUCUGCCAUCGCCAGUCUCCCAGUGUACAAGUACGAGAAGAAGAGCGGCAGCGGCAGUGACGAGUGCUCUAUCUGCCUCGGCGAGAUGAAGCCAAAGGAGACGGUGAAGCAGCUACCCGUGUGCACGCACCUGUUCCACGAAGGGUGCAUCGACCUGUGGCUGUGGUCUCACCGGACGUGCCCGGUGUGCCGUAGUCCUGUCAUCGUGGCGGCUGCGCCGGCGAGCGUGGAGAUCCAUGUGCGCCAUCAGGACAGUCGUUGA